Oxyura jamaicensis (ruddy duck) is the source of this 9382-nucleotide messenger RNA. RefSeq names its product clavesin 2 (gene CLVS2). Lineage: Eukaryota; Metazoa; Chordata; Aves; Anseriformes; Anatidae. The transcript has 5 exons. Gene Ontology annotation, cellular component: membrane. Bases 829 to 1812 code for a protein of 327 amino acids. Gene Ontology annotation, molecular function: phosphatidylinositol bisphosphate binding. The record is from RefSeq and is a predicted model, not a curated record.
CGCGGGUGGUGUCUCCGUCUGUCUGUCUGUCUGUCUGUCUGUCUGCCCGUCCGUCCGUGUGUGUGCGCGUGUGUGUGUGCAAGGCGGGGCUGUGCCGCCCCGCGCCGGCUGGUGCCAUCUGGGAGCCGGGGCGUGGAGCGGAGGAGGGCGCAGGAGGGGGGACGAGCAUCCUCAAGGCCGAGGCUCCGCUCGUCUUGCCGGCGAGCGGGAGGCUCCUCGGCACCGGUACCGGCAAAGUACCUGCGGAUCGGCUCGCCGCCUCCUCCUCCUUUUAUUUAUUUUUUGGGCUUUUUUUUUUUUUUUUUUUUUUUUUCAAUCUUUCGGAAACGCCGAUCUCCCGUAAAUGGUGCUGCUGCGGGGAGGGCAGCCCCCCUGCCAGCCCCGGGCCGGGGGAGCACCCCGGGGCUCCCCUCGCCCUGCCUAGCGGCACCGUUCCCGUCCCCAUCCCCGUCCCCGGAGGGGGCGGGAGGCAGAAGGCAGCCCGCAGCCCCGUCCCCGGCGGGUGUCGGCGCCUCUGCGGACUGGCCCCAGGGAUGCUGCGGGCCGCCGGCUCCCGCCGCGGGGAGGGCGCUAUGCCGGCGAGAUAACGCGGCUUCGCCAGCAUCCCGGGGGCGUCGCGGUGCCGGCGGGGGGAGCCAGCCCCCCGGGACCCGGCUGCCGGCAGCCGCCGCGACUUCUGGGCGGCCGGAGCGGGCCGGGGAGCGGCGGGGCGAGGCCCGGCGGAGCGGGGAGCGGAGCCUGCUCGCCUCGGGGCCGGAGGACGGGAGGCUGCGGAGCGCAGGCAGCAGAAGCGGGGAGGAGGAGGAGGAGGUGGAGGAGGGCAGCGCCAUGACUCAUUUGCAGGCAGGUCUCUCCCCCGAGACCCUGGAGAAAGCCCGGCUAGAGCUGAACGAGAACCCCGACACCUUGCACCAGGACAUCCAGGAGGUGCGGGACAUGGUCAUCACCCGGCCGGACAUCGGCUUCCUCCGCACCGACGAUGCCUUCAUCCUGCGGUUCCUGCGGGCCAGGAAGUUUCAGCACUUCGAGGCGUUUCGCCUCCUGGCCCAGUACUUUGAAUAUCGCCAGCAGAACCUGGACAUGUUCAAGAGCUUCAAGGCCACAGACCCGGGCAUCAAGCAGGCGUUGAAGGACGGCUUCCCCGGCGGGCUGGCCAACCUGGACCACUACGGCAGGAAAAUCCUCGUCCUUUUUGCUGCCAACUGGGACCAGAGCAGGUACACGCUGGUGGAUAUUUUGCGUGCCAUACUUCUUUCUUUAGAAGCCAUGAUAGAAGACCCUGAGCUGCAAGUGAAUGGGUUUGUUUUGAUUAUAGACUGGAGCAACUUCACAUUCAAGCAGGCCUCCAAGCUCACACCAAGCAUGCUCAGAUUAGCCAUAGAAGGCCUUCAGGACAGUUUUCCAGCUCGUUUUGGAGGAAUACAUUUCGUCAAUCAGCCGUGGUAUAUCCAUGCCCUGUACACAGUUAUACGUCCCUUUUUAAAGGAGAAGACACGAAAAAGGAUAUUCCUGCAUGGUAAUAACCUCAACAGUCUACAUCAGCUAAUACAUCCUGAGAUCCUACCUUCAGAGUUUGGAGGAAUGUUGCCCCCCUAUGACAUGGGGACAUGGGCAAGAACACUGCUAGACCAUGAAUAUGAUGAUGACAGUGAAUGCAAUGUGGACUCCUUCAACGCUCCCACAAAAGAUAUAGAAAAGGAUCUCUCUCCCAAGUCCAUGAAAAGGUCUCAAUCGGUGGUGGAUCCUGGGGUGCUAAAACGCAUGGAUAAGAAUGAGGAAGAAAACAUGCAGCCUUUGCUUUCCCUUGACUAACAGUUCCUGAGCAUCGGGCAUGAACUGAGGUGGAAGGCAUUGCCUCUCAGGAACAAGCAAACCAUCAGGAAGGAGUGUACAAGCUGGAAUCCUAUUUACUCACAUUAAUGUAGCAUAAUGGAAACAGGCAGAAGGUUUUACUGUUCUGCCUGAAUUCUAGAUGCCAUGGGGUGAAAAAGAAGAGGAGAAAGAAGGAAAAUAAAAUAAAACAAAAUGAAAUAAAAUAAAAAAAAAUCAAUAAUUUAUUCUGUAAGUGCCAACUUGUUUGUAAAUACAAUAUAAUCCUCCACUUUGACUUUGUAAGUUAUGGUAAGCAAACGCUAUGGAAAUAAAUGACUAUUAAUUAUAUAAUUGAAGUGCACCAUACAAAAGAGAAGAAAAUGUGUGCACACACGUGCGUACACACAUAGAGAAACACAUACUGGACAAGGAAAAAUAUCAAAGCCAAUUAAAUGUUGUCCUUCUUGUAGGAAGCCAUACUGCAGCUAACAUACUGACUGCUGUUUUUUUCUCUCUGCAGUGCUCAUGUAGUGUGCAAAGAUAAAGAGGGAAUAUAAGAACUUGGAGAUGCUGUAACCAGUCGAGUAUUUCCUCAGUGUAGGAAUUUAUUUCCAACUAACAUUGUGGUUUAGGAUUGUGAUUUAACAUAAACCAUGCAGCAUUGUGAAAAAGAUAACAGAUGAGCUGGAACCAACUCUUUGACAGCUUUGUUGUUUGGCUAUACAAGUCUGUGAGUUUUUUUUCCUUAACUAUUUUGUUUACAGUUUGCGAGUAACUUAGCUUGUUACCCUAAUCUGGGUGUUGUAAUAUGGGCCAUAAUGGAGUUACUUCUCUUGCAUUUUGGAUGCAUGUCAAGAAUUUUUCCAGAACUCUUUUCUCCCUUGGAAUGAGAAAGUACAGUGUAAGAACCAGUAUCUGAAAGUAAAGCUUGACAACACAGUUUAAAUUUAAUCACUGAAUCCUGUGCACUUGGAGACUUGGAUACAUAUAUAUAUAUAUAUAUAUAUUCACCAAUCUCUGACAAACUUGUAAGUUUACAUUGUUAGACAAGUAUAUUUCACUGGAGGUUUAUACAGGAAAUCAUACCUAUUCAAUGUACUUAUAUUAUAGAUUGUAUAUUGAAAUGAUGUCUUGAAUAAUAUAAUACCACUUUCCAUAGAGAUGGAAAUGACAUUCCACUCCAAACAAUAUGAAUAAGUUUUAGUCAAACAUCUCAGCCUAUGUUUCUGGGGCACUUUUGGUUUGGGUAUAGUGUAAAUGUAUAUAUAGAACAUGUGCCAUAGUGGAAAAAUACAUUUUACCUCAAAAAGGCAACAGGUUUUGCUAGGAAUUAAAUCAGCUGAAAUGCAGGGGCUGUGUCAUCUUUUUUGUGUGUGCAGAUGUGCAUGCAAUCUAUUGUAUACUGAGACAAGAAUACAUCCAUUAAAAUAGCCAUGCAUUUCUUAUUAGGAAUUAGCUUUGCAAUCAGAAUGGGAAGGCACAGGAUACUCACCAAAACAUCUGAAUAAUUAGAGAUAUUGCAACAGCAUAAUCUGGACAAUGCAGGGACUAGUUGAGAAUAUGCUCAACAGCUGACCACAAUGGAGGAAAUAGCUCAUAGCUACCCUGCCUCUGAAACUCUGUGAUUUAAACAAUUUCUUCCAUUACUUCAGUGAUCAUUGAAGUUUCAAAUUUGCUGGUUGUAGGUCACCUUUUCCUUCCCAGGGUGAUUCCAGAUAUAAGAAUAAGUAGGCUGUAAAGAGUUACGAGAGUGCAGAGAGUGAAAUCUUGGAAAUGUGUCAUCCCAGAAUUUAGCUGUAACUACUGUGGUGGACACUUUGGUGUUCCUCAGUGCUGAGACAAGCCAGUCUCUUUCAGCAUUAACCUUGAUUAGCUCAGGCAGCAUGCAGAUAAAGCUCUUGUCCUUGAAACAUUGCUAAGUAGAGUAUGCCCCAACAUGCAAUCAUAUUACAGAAUCUUGUCUAACAAGUCAUCACCUUCCCACUCUCUUAUUUAUGUUUUCAGGAUACAUGUUAUGAAAUGCAAAGGGAAAAGAGAUGUAGCCUGAAUUUGAGAAGUGUUUGUCAGAGGUAAUUACAGAAAGUGUACACGGGAACUGUAGGUGCCUAUAUCUUUGCAGUUCAUCCAACAAGUUUUCAGUAGUAAAAACUUUUGUAUUAGUACUUCUGUGCUUUGUGGGGCUUGAAAGACCAAUGAUUUGUUAUCAGCAAUUUUAUUAAUUUGUUUGUCAUGAAUCUUGUAACAUCACGCUGUAUAGGUAAGCUAUAUCUCUAGGGUUUAUGUAAGUGCCAUAGUUGGAAGUAUGUUAUACAUACACAUGUUUAUGGCUAGUUGAAUUGAUUAUUGCCAUAGAUCUGGUUGUUAAAUCCUUGUCAGAUAAAACUGUAACAUCAAUAGAUUUUUUCUCCUUUAAGGGCUUCAGGAUGUAGUGUUCCACAUUUAUGCAAACUGUGCCAGUGGUGAUCAAAAUCUUCAUGGAUGCUUUUGUAUACAUGAGCCAAAACUUGGUGUAAGCCAGCACAAUGCUGAUUGCAGAGUAAACCAGCUGUCUGGUCAGAAAAUGCAAAUGCCUCUUAAAUCCUGACAGAGUAUCUUUGUAGGAAAAUAUAUCUGCUCAAUUGUAUGAAGCUUCUGCACACCAACUGAUAAAUUUGUUUUGUUUGUGAAUCCUUUACUUAUGCACUUAGCUGUAAUUUAUGUAAUGUUUUCUGGUACCUGAGUUCAGCUUGCAGUUAAUGAGUAUUAAUAUAUUAUUUUCAGAUAGUGAAGGUAGGAUAUACUAGAAAUUUGCUUAACUGGGUCCUCAUCUUUCACCAAGAACAAAAGUACUUUUUCAGUAAGAUCCUCACUGUUAAAGAGUUGGGAUACAGGUCUUCUUGGCUGCAGUUUUCAUUUCACUGAAAAAAAUUCUUGCAGUGGCAACUGCAGUUGUGAUAUUUGAUAAGAAUCUGAAAAUAGGUAAGAAAAAUAAUUAUCCUUCACAUGCUCUCAGUAUUCUUUGAAGGCAUUUCUCUUUUACUCAUUAGAGUACAUAUAGAGUUUCCUCCUUUCCCUUGCUUCUUGUAGAAAAUCAUUAUAGGUAAGUCAAUUUUUAAUAGCUGGAAUUUGGACUGAAAACUUUUUCCAAUCUUUAUUAUCACAGGAGUUGAUGUUGAAUUUUAUAGCAGAAUUGAAGUGCUAAAAACAGAAUUCAAAUGCUUGGGAGGGUCAUUUUUAUUUCUUACCUUCAAUGUAUAUUGAGUAGAAUAAAUCUUGUUGUGCUUAUGCAUGCUGAUAUGCAUAUUAAAAAAAAAAUAACACUGCAAUAUGAGGAACUUAGUGGAAAGACUUGAUACACCUGUCCAAGCAGCUAAGUAAAAAAAAUAAAUAAUCAAACAAAUAAAUAAAGGAGAAUAAAAGUGUAAAAUAAUUUUAUGCCUUUGGCAAGAUCCCAAAACGUUCCCCUAAACAGUAUCUCUUCCAUGAAAGACUUGGAUGGAAAUUUAUGGAGAAGUUAUGGAAACUUUCAUGCUCAAAGACUUGAUCCUGUAAUUGCAGAUGUACAAGUCUAUUGGCUUUAUAAAGACAGGUAAUCAGUCCCCCUAAGCUCCAAUAAACAUGCAGGCUCCCAAUAGUUAUUAAAUGUAAAAUAGCUUUAAGAUGUCUUUACAGAAAUGUAAAUUUAUUGUAUAGCAUAUUUAAAAAGAUGUUUUGCACUUUGCAAACAUACUAUGCUUAAACACAAAGGAUAUUUACAGAAGUGUACAUAAGCAAAACACAGAAUUAAAGAAAAUAGAAGGGACCUCAAGGAGUCAGCUGCAUUGAUGUAUGGAAGAGCAGUUUAGCUUCAGUUGUGUCUCUCUUAAGGAAUUGUUUUUACUCGGUACAUUGCAUAGGAUGUUCUUUGUAUCAUUUAAACAAAUUACAGCAAAGCCUAAGCACAAUACCUGAUAAAUUUUUAAAUUGACAGUAUUUUGUUAAUGUCUUUUAUGAUUUACCUUCUCUCUUUGGGAAAUGAAAAAGUUUGCCAAAUGUAAUAAUUCUACCAUUUAGAAUUAUCUGGGAAACAUUUUGCAAUAAGCUCUGGUCAUGUCCCGUUAUUAUACUUUUUCUGUUAUUAUCAAUGUAAGCAAUUGUCCAGAUUUUUGAAACAGUCAUGUUUGGAAGAGCAUGCAAAAGAGAAAGUUCAAAAUAAGGCUUCAGAAUUUUGUUUAGAAUAUUAAAAUAUUCUUUGAGGCUCUAGGAGCUGAGUUUGUUUUUGAUAACCUUUAUUUGCCUCUGGGGAAAGUACUUUUGAAUUAUCAACAUUGGGUACUGGGAGAAAUAUGUCAGAUGAAUAUCAGUGAAACAAACAAACAAACAAACAAAACAAAACAAAACAACAAAAAAGGGAAAAGGUCUCAAAGGAUUGUACCAAAAAAUCACACGGCUAGCUGUGUAAUGUCAUUUUAAUGAAAGGCAUUUUGUGAGUAGCUUUAGAGCACGGACUUGUCGUGCUGAGAAUAGUACUUUCAUCCACAAAGUUCAAAGCACACUAUGAAAUCAAUUGAUAUGAAAUCAAUAUGAAAUCAAAUAUGAAAUCAAUAUUUAUCCCAUUAUCAGUUCUCAGGUGGUAAAAUAGAAACACAGCCACUUAGAUAUAUUCAAAUCUCAAUAGAAUACAUUUUUGUUAAGUUUAUGUAUUGCAAAAGUGACACUUUGAUCACUCAGACUAGUUUGAACUGAAAGAGAGAAAAUAUUUUGUAUGAAAACGUCUGGCUGUUGAUUCAGUCACGACUAGUUUCCUUAGAAAAGCCCUAAAUAUUUUAGCUUGCGCCCUUUACAAAAUAGAGAUGGUCUGCUUGAGCUAUAUCUGAAUGUACGUGCCUUUUGCUGAGGAAUUGGUAAAAAGGGUAUGUCCCCAACAUGCAAUGCCUUUGUUCUCCAUGUAAAUGAUGGACAAAAAAUAAUAAUAAUUCUGAAGACCUGAUCCUGAAGACUUCACAUCCUGGCUGCCUGACAGAUAACUCUGAAUUUGGCAAGGGAUGAUCUCUUCUUAAGGGCCUUGAACAAUACUUAUGUCCUAUUAAUUAUACAGGGAACAUUGGCAUUUAAUUUAAAGGCAUCCUGAAGUGACCUCAAAUGAAAGCGCAGGCUAGGUAGGUAGGACCCCACCUCCUGUAUUGCCUUGUAACCUUCAAUAAUGUUGUGUCAAGGCUCAGUAUUUAGCAUAUUAACCUGGACAUAUCCUUUAGUCUGUAUUUCAACUUUCAGUUGUGUGGGAAAAUUUUCAUAUCAGAUUUUGAGAUCUUGGUUUGUUUCCUUCAUAUGGGUCUGUAUCUGAAAAAAAAAAAAAAAAAAAAAAAAAAAAGGCAUUGCCCCCUGUUGGAAUGCACAACUUGCAAUAUGAUUUUGCUGUUAAAAAAUAACAACUUGUGAUAUGCUGGGCAUUGGUGCAGUUGAGACAUAAGUCACAAGCUCCCACUACUUUGUCAUUCAUUCUCCAGUGUUUUGUGUGUAUAUACCAUUUUGAUUGAUAGCAGAUAUAUCAAACUCAUAUGAUAUGAGUUAAAAAAAAUAAUAAAAAAAACUUUCUGCAGUUCAAACUCUGAGUUGGUGGUAUUGCUGUGGAAUUCAACUGGAAAGGAAACACUGUGUAUAAGCAAAACAGAGACUGGUACAAGGGAAGAUGUUGAUGCUUCCUUAUGGCACACUGUUUAUGUUAAAACAUGGCCAAAGUAUUUGUCUAUCAAACUCUGGUCAGUCAGCUCUUUUGUUUCAGAAUCAGUCACACACAACAAAUCCUCUCUAAUAAAGGUAUUACAAAGCUUCUAUUUGCUGUUAGCAGAGAGUUCACCACCACAAUAUUGACAUAUCUGAACAGCAGACAAAUGGUGGGGGUUAAUUAGGAUUUGUAUUUGAUAUGGAAAUGCUGCUCUGAUUCCUUAAGAGGCUGCUGUGUCAUCAGUAAUGCACAGCAAUGUCUGAAGGAAAGCAUCUCAAGUUGGGUCCUUUGGUUAAUAAAAAUUUAAGGGGAGAAAAAAGCAAGGGGAGAAAUAAUAGAAAAAAGGUAAAACAUCAAUUAAAAACAGAAGCUUGCCUGCACUGGAAAGGCAGAUGAAUGGCAAAAAUGAUGCAAGAGAAUUUGUAUGAACACAGAAGAGAAUCUGUGGUCAUCUUGUGUCCUCCAUCUACAUAUGAGCAAUGUUCCCAUUUUUCACACCGUUUCACUUGUAUGGUCACGAUGCAGUUUUCUGAAUCUUUAGAAGAUGUUUUGAGUUACUAUAUGAAAUCACAGACAGAGUGGCUGAGCUUGUGAACAUGGCUUAAUGGAUCAGUGCAUGGCACCAUAUCCUCACCUAGAGAUGGGCCCUAGGCUGAUUCAGACUUGGAGACCUGGAGAAAUAUAUGAACUGAAGUGUCCAGCCUGGCUGUAGAAGCCAUGCAGGGAGAGAAGGAAAGGAGACACAUGCCUGUGAGGAAAGGUGGGAGGCCUGUGGAAGAAAGGACAAUGGGUAGACGGAGUGAACAGAUCAGUCAUUAGAACGUAAUGGGGAAGGGGUCUUUCACUUUCUCUGCAAUUUUAAAAAGGCCUUACAAAGCCCAACAGCACAUCUGUCAGAAGAGAGAGAGCUUCUUUCUUUCUUUCCAACACAAACUUGGUUUUGAUUCAUUUAAACCAGAUGUAUAUGCCAGGACUGAAUUGUCCCUGCUGCUGUUAUUUCCAUGAGGGAUGUUGGGAUGUGAGUAUCACAUAGCACACAGGAAAUGUAAAGUUCAUAUUCACGAACCUGUCCAGAGGAAGAGAAGGAAGAGAUGUACUCCACAAGUUCCUGCUAUGGAGGUAAUUUCAUUGGAGAAUUCAGCACUUGUUUGGAUUAAAGUCUGUCUUGCCCUGACAUCCGUAUCUCUACCUCCUCUGUGCAGAAAGCUGUGAGUGUUUUAAGUGGUGUGGGGACCCCCCAGAUGCACCUUGGUGUCUUGUGCUCAUUACGCAGCCUUCAGGCUGUGGCUGGUGAUGUGUUCUGUGUCUUUAAACAUGUUUGCUGGUGAUGUUAAUAGUAGCCAUUAGUCACCAAGAGUGGAGAUGAUUUAAAGAAAGCUGACAAUUUUAAGCGUUCCACUUACAUCUAAUACUAAAUUGGUGAUUAUUACAAGUAAUGCCUAAGAUUAUAAUAACAUAAAAGGGUUUCAGGGUUUGGUUGCACUGUUGCAUUGACAGGACAUAUUGCACAAUCACUUUCCCUUAAAUAUGCUUUUUCCUGAGGUUCAUAUGCAUCUUUCAUGCAUCAGUGACCGAAGAAACUAAAUAAUAGAAAUUGUGAUUCUAAAAUUAUGAAUAUAUUCAGAGGGGCAUAUGCAGAACACCUGACAGUUUUUAAAAAAAUGUUUUGCAGUUAACUAUCUUUCAACUUGACAAUAAUGUCACUUUAAAAUCAGUUGGCUCUAGCUUUUUCAUCCUGUGGACUCUUGUGUGAAAUGCAUCCUGCAAACCUUUCCCAGAUUUGCAUCCAUUCUUCUCUUACCCCCUUGCAUUGCAAAACAAUCUGUUUUCUGUACAUAUUUUAUUCUGUGAAUAACUGGAGAAAACUAUAAAAGACAAACAAACAAA